CGGGCGGCUGGCGCGGGAAGCCGCGCGAGAGCCGGCCGCGGGGUGCGUGUGCCGGCGCCGCCGCGUGACGUACACGGCGCGGGAGCCGCCCCUCCCGCACGGAGGAACUGGCCGGCUGCCGCGGCGGCGUCUGGAGCCACAAUGGACACAGCUAGCCAUAGCCUUGUUCUCCUGCAGCAGCUGAACAUGCAACGAGAAUUUGGUUUUCUGUGUGAUUGCACAGUUGCUAUUGGAGAUGUUUACUUCAAAGCCCACAGAGCAGUGCUUGCUGCUUUUUCUAACUACUUCAAGAUGAUAUUUAUUCACCAAACAAGUGAAUGCAUAAAAAUACAGCCAACUGACAUCCAGCCUGACAUAUUCAGCUAUUUGUUGCACAUUAUGUACACUGGGAAAGGGCCAAAACAGAUUGUGGAUCAUAGUCGUUUGGAGGAAGGGAUUCGAUUUCUUCACGCCGACUACCUUUCUCACAUUGCGACUGAAAUGAAUCAAGUGUUCUCACCAGAGACUGUGCAGUCCUCAAAUCUGUAUGGCAUUCAGAUCUCAACAACCCAAAAAACAGCUGUCAAACAAGGGCUGGAGAUCAAAGAAGCUCCUUCCAAUAACAGUGGAAAUAGAGCUGCUGUCCAGGGUGACCACCCCCAAUUGCAACUCUCUCUUGCUAUUGGGCUGGAUGAUGGCACUGCAGAGCCGCAGAGGGCCCGUCCUGCUGCCCCGGCCUUGGAGGAGCACCAGAAGCCCCCAGUGUCCAUCAAGCAGGAGAGAUGUGACCCAGAACCUGUGAUCUCCCAGAACCACCCCUCACCCUCCUCAGAGCUGACAGGCCCCACUUUCACCGAAAGCAGUAUCAAAAUGCACUUAUGCCAUUACUGUGGGGAACAUUUUGAUUCCCGUAAUAAUCUAAGACAACAUCUCCAUACCCAUGUGUCUGGAUCCCUCCCAUUUGGUGUCCCUGCUUCCAUUCUGGAAAGUAAUCACCUUGGUGAAGUGCAACCACUUAAUGAAAAUAGUGAGGCUCUUGAAUGCCGCUGGCUCAGCUCCUUCAUUGUUAAGGAAAAUGAGCAGCAGCCUGACCACUCAAACCAGGGUGCCACAGAGCCUUUGCAAAUCAGUCAAGUGUCUUUGAUCUCAAAAGACACAGAACCAGUAGAAUUAAACUGUAAUUUUUCUUUUUCAAGGAAAAGAAAAAUCAGCUGUACCAUCUGUGGUCAUAAAUUUCUCCGAAAGAGCCAAUUGCUGGAACACAUGUAUACACACAAAGGUAAAUCUUACAGAUAUAACCGAUGCCAAAGGUAUGGUAAUGCAUUAGCCCAGAGAUUUCAGCCGUAUUAUAACACCUGGUCUGAUGUUCCCCUGAAAAGUUCUCGCUUAUUGCAGGAACAGUUAGACUCAUCUUGUGCCUUAGAAUCAGAGCUGACACAAGAAAAUGUGGACACUAUCCUAGUUGAGUAGCAGUUUCUCCUUCAGAAUUUUUAUAUUAAUUACGAAAACAAAAAUCCACAUGCAUUUUUUAAAUUCAUAAAUUAUUUCCUUCUUUAACGUCUAUUCACCUUUUUUCUUUACCACUUAUCCACAGUUUUGAAUUUGUAUAUACUAGGUCUUCUUAUUGUAAGACAUGUUAAUACAUGGCUAUUAAAAUGUAACCUUCAAUUAGGUUGUGAACUUUUCAUAAAUUAAGUUAUAAUUUAGAUACCAGAAGUCAGUGUAGAAGCAGGAACACUAGAGUGAACAGUUCCAGAAUUUCUAAGGUUUUCCAAUGUUGUAGAAGCAGUUAAAUCCAUUUGAAUAUGAAAUAAAUGAAAAAAAUUUAAAGAAUUCUUUGAACUAUCGCUUUUAGCUAAUGUUUCAUAUGAAUAAACCCCUAUGAAGAUUAUUUUUAAAUAUUUCCUGCCUUAUAGGAAGUUAAGAGUUAUUUUAAUGCAUAAUUAUGUUAUGAUGUAUAAAAAAUUUGUUUUAAGACAUAGCUAUAAGAAAUCAUGAGUAGUUUUAAAAUUAUUAUUAUUAUUAUUAUUAUUAUAUUUUUUUUUUUUAGGAGAGCAAGGUACAGGCUUUUAUUUAGAGAUAAAGUGAGAGAACAGAGCUCCCACCUUGUGCCAGGAGGGGACAAGAGAGUCCUAAAAUUAUUUUUUACUAACUAGCUCUGCAACAUCUUACAUGGCUUUUAUUUAUUUACUUUUAACAUCGAGCAUACCUUAUUUUUAAUUAAAAAUAUUUUAGGUAAAAUAGAAAAAAGAAGAAGAGUCAGACAUAAAAAAAUCCUAAAGAGAGAAACAGAAAGAUACAUACACAUAAACAUACAGUUCAGAUAGAGCUGCAUUGACUAACACCCCAGUGUUGUUAAUUUAUCUAGAGUGUUUUCUUAAAAACCUUAAGAACAAUUUGAGAUUUUUUUAUGACCAGAGGUUUACAUGAGUUGAAAGAGGAAAAUGAUAAAAUACAGAUUAUUUUUCUAUCCUCAGAGUCAGAGGAUUUUCUAGGCUUUGUGAGUUGAUGUUAAUUUUCUAAAAAUCAGUUAAGAAGUAAUUUUUUAGUGGUUCAGUUUUCAUUUUUUUUCUGGCCCAUAAAACCAGCAGAGUAAAUAUAGAUAUAGUCCUUGCCCUUAAACUAUGUAUAAAAUCCAUGAUAGCUUUCUUCUGUAAAUAAAGGAAACUCUCUGUUAUAAUAGUGAAAUUUACAAAGCUAAAAGCCCAGAAAAAUUAAAAUUGACAAGUAAAUGAUAGCUGCUUCUUCUCUGGAGCUGGGAAAUAUACCUGCUCAAACUUUACCACAAAGGAUAGAUCUAAAUUGUUUCUAAAAUGUUUGAAUUUCAAAUACUAGCUAGUCAAGAAUAGCAAAAGAGAUAGGCUUCAAAAUAGCCUCAUUUCUUUUUGUAUGCUGCCCUGUAAAAUUCUAAGGCUCACAGACAUUUUAAUCUAUUAACUUUGUUUUGUGAGGCUUUAACUGUAUGCAGACACUUUGAGCUCUGUUGUAACUGCAUACUUCUGAGGACAUUUCCUGACAACAUCAGACUUUCUCAGCAGCACUGGAGUUCAGUCAGGAGGGAACUCAAAGAGUAAUCCAUUUUAUUCUAAGGGCACAAAAUUUUCUCUGUGUAAACAGUGAGUUUAGGUGAAUUUAUGACAUUACAAGUUUUUCUUGAGGGCUGAAUGAAGAAAUCAACUGGGCAUUGUCUGAGGCAGUUGAGAGUGAGUAAAGCUUCCUAGGGUUAAGAUUGAUAUGUGUGAAGAGCAAAAUCUACAAUUAUGAUACAGGAUCAGUUGUAUUGGGGGUGGUUAAACAAUAUGUUCCUCUUUGGGUCAGAGCUACAUCUAAUCUUAAACGUAAAUAUUUUAAGUAAUUAUUCGAACUCAUGCUGCCCUCAAAGAUUUCAUCCCAUAGGAUAAACACAAAUAUUAAAAUUGAUUUCAAGUAUUUAAGGCUAUUUGGGAGAUAUUUCCUAGACUUCUUCAAGUAAAAUUUUAUUUUCCUCAUCAUGAUAGCAAUUUUUCUGAUUUUUCUCAUCUGUAUUCUUUCCUGUUCGCCCAGUUGUUAAUCUUUGACACAAGAAGUAUGUAGCUAAAGAGAGGGAUUAGGGGUAUGUAUGAGUUGUGGGAUAGGCAGCAGUACAAGGCAGAAGCAUUCAGAGUUUGGCUUAUGGCUGAUUAGCCAUGAUGGACAACAUUAAUUUAAAGCAGAAAUUUAUCUACAUUUGUUGGGUGUUAAGAAAAUAGUAAUUAGUGCGUGGGGGGGGCACGGGGAGAGCUGCGCAACACAGAAAAGACAAGUAGUGAUUUUACAGCAUCUUACUACGCAGAUGGACAGUGACUGUGAAGGGGUAUGUGGGG
Messenger RNA from Manis pentadactyla (Chinese pangolin), 3821 nucleotides. It is a transcript of the gene ZBTB25, whose product is annotated as zinc finger and BTB domain containing 25. Gene Ontology annotation, biological process: regulation of transcription by RNA polymerase II. The coding region runs from base 142 to 1449 and encodes 435 amino acids. Gene Ontology annotation, molecular function: DNA-binding transcription factor activity, RNA polymerase II-specific; protein binding; RNA polymerase II cis-regulatory region sequence-specific DNA binding. The record is from RefSeq and is a predicted model, not a curated record. The transcript is spliced from 3 exons. NCBI's taxonomy places the organism in Eukaryota, Metazoa, Chordata, Mammalia, Pholidota, Manidae. Gene Ontology annotation, cellular component: nucleus.